Molecule: messenger RNA, 1377 nt
Organism: Aspergillus pseudotamarii
Lineage: Eukaryota; Fungi; Ascomycota; Eurotiomycetes; Eurotiales; Aspergillaceae
Product: RraA family protein
Exons: 1
Coding region: 1-1377 (458 amino acids)
Source: RefSeq, a predicted model, not a curated record
AUGAGUCAAACCAGCACCUUGGACCGACUUUCAGCGCUCGACACCAACACCGUGUCUGAUGCCUUAGAUUUCCUCGGCCUCAAAGGAGCCACAUACGGCCUGCGACCACUCUGGGACUGUCCCAAGAUUGUAGGACGUGCCAGCACAGUGAAAGUAGGCCCCAAAAUUGAUGCUGCACCCACGACCCAUCUUCUCACUCCCGUCAUCGAUGCGGUAACGACGGAUGAUCGCAUUCUUGUCAUCUCUGGCGGCAUAGAUGGCGUCUCAUGCUGGGGAGAUAUUAUUGCCAAUGCAUCGAAACAGAAGCGUAUCCGUGGCACCGUUAUCGAUGGCAUGAGUCGUGACAUUGACGGCAGCCGUGAGGUCAGCUAUCCUGUUUACGGCCGUGGAGUUACCAUGAUCAGCGCGCGCAAUCGCUUAGUACAGGUCGACUCAGGCACACCACUGCAGGUGCGAGGCGUUACGGUCCAGCAAGAUGACUAUGUGAUCGCCGAUCGAUGCGGGACAGUGUUUGUCCCGGCUCAGCGCAUUGAGGAAGUCUUAGAACUUGGCGAGCGGAUCGACCGUCGUCAGGCCCGGAUGGUCGAGGCCGUUCGAGCUGGGCACCCCGUGUCUGAGGUUAUGCACGACAAGCAAUUUGAAGCAAUCCGCGAAAAUACACCGUCAUCAACAGUCGAGCCAGCCGCGCCAGCCUUCAAACGAAACCCCAAGCAACCUAGUGCCGAAGAUCAAGAGUUAGUAGCGCUGUUCGCCGAUUCAGAUACCCCUGGGGUCUCUGACGCGCUUGAUAAACUUGGCAUUCCUGGACAAGCAUUCGGUAUUAUGCCUUUGACAGAUUACAAAAAGGUCACCGUCGGGCCGGCCUUCACUGUUCGUUACAUACCCGCCAGCGAUCCACCAGGAAGUGUGGGUGAUUUCGUCGACGAGGUUGCCGUAGGUGAUGUCGUAGUCAUCGACAACGGCGGUCGUACAGAUUGUACUGUCUGGGGCGAUAUAAUGACUCAGUACGCCGGUUUACGAGAUAUUGCUGGAACUGUGAUCGACGGUGUGUGUCGCGAUGUGAACCGUGCUAUCGAUGACGACUACCCACUCUUCACCGCUGGACGUUGGAUGCGGACCGGCAAAGAUCGCGUUCAAGUGGGAGGUGUCAAUGAGUCGAUCGGCAUCGGCAAGGUUCGUGUCAGCCCUCGUGACAUCGUUGUUGCCGAUGCAAACGGUGUCGUUAUUGUUCCGCGAGAUCGAGCCCGUGAGGUGGCCGAAGUCGCACGAAGUAUAGAGAAGAGUGAAGCGGGCAUCCGGGCAAUGAUUGCUGGUGGUGCUACAAUCGCCGAGGCGCGAGAGAAGCUUGGUUACCACACUCUGCAGCGGAAGGGGUAA